This is a messenger RNA of Tetrapisispora phaffii CBS 4417, 504 nucleotides long. RefSeq names its product iron-sulfur cluster assembly scaffold protein. The transcript has a single exon. Gene Ontology annotation, biological process: iron-sulfur cluster assembly; intracellular iron ion homeostasis. Lineage: Eukaryota; Fungi; Ascomycota; Saccharomycetes; Saccharomycetales; Saccharomycetaceae. Bases 1 to 504 code for a protein of 167 amino acids. Gene Ontology annotation, molecular function: 2 iron, 2 sulfur cluster binding; ferrous iron binding. Gene Ontology annotation, cellular component: mitochondrial matrix; cytoplasm. The record is from RefSeq and is a predicted model, not a curated record.
AUGUUAAACGCUAUCAGAUUCACAGGUACUAAGACUUUGACGAACAGCACCCUAUUUGCUUCUUCUACUCUGUUGAAGAGGGCUUAUCACCCAAAAGUUAUUGAUCACUACACUAAUCCUAGAAAUGUAGGUUCUUUAGAUAAAAAAAUGUCUAAUGUGGGGACAGGUUUGGUAGGGGCCCCUGCUUGUGGAGAUGUCAUGAGACUGCAGAUUAAAGUAAACGAUAAAACAGGAAUAAUAGAAGACGUUAAAUUUAAGACGUUUGGCUGUGGUUCUGCAAUUGCCUCUUCUUCUCUGAUGACUGAAAUGGUUAACGGGAUCUCUAUAAAUGAUGCUCUACAGAUUAAGAACACACAGAUCGCCCAGGAACUACAACUGCCCCCAGUCAAGUUACAUUGCUCUAUGUUAGCCGAAGAUGCUAUUAAAGCUGCAGUAAAAGAUUAUAAAUCAAAGAGAGGCGGUUUAAAGAAAAACUUAUUAUCAAAGAAACAAAGUGCUCUUUGA